AUGAAAUCUCUGAGCAGCCUCGGCCUCGCCUUGAGCCUCGUUUUCGGAUGCCUUUUCCUCGCCCUCCUAGCCGAGCUUUACUACCUUCUAUGGUGGAAGAAGAGGAUCGCCAACAGGGAGCUUGAUGAUCCCGGCUACGGCGGAACCCCGGCCAAAGAGUUGCUCUACAUUUUCUGCUGGAAGAAGCCCUCGUCUCUCAGCUCCACCGCCGCUCUCGACCCGCAAGAGCUCCGCUCCGACUCCCCUUCCGCCGAGGACUGGUGGCCUGAGACCGAGCUUGCCGGCCCGCCCAGGUUUCUCUUCACGAUUAAAGAGGAAACGAAGGAGGAUUUGGAAUCCGAAGACGGGAAGUCCAGAAAAGGGUCGAGAAGCCGAAGCUUGAGCGAUGGGAUUAACGUCUCGGUGGAGACUCCGUUUCUCACCCCCAUUGCUUCGCCGCCGUAUUUCACGCCGCCGCGCAGCCCCAUAGCCUUCUCCGGCAAUGGGUUCAAUCCCCUCUUUGAAUCGUCAUCGCCGCCUGCCCAGCUCAAGUUCUUGAAAGACGCUGAAACCAAACUUCACAGAAGAAAACUGGGUCAAGAAGUUGAGGAGGAAGUUCAGAAGGUCGAAGGAUCGUCGAUUCAACAAGAUGAAGAGAAUGAUUCUUUCAUUACGCUGGUUAUCGAUAAGAACAGAGAGGCAGAGAUGAAGCACCAUUCGAGCUCUUCACAGGUGCUUCCUCUGAGCUCGUCGCCUUCCUCGUUCAGAUUUCAGACCACCCAUUAA
Molecule: messenger RNA, 765 nt
Organism: Diospyros lotus (date-plum)
Lineage: Eukaryota; Viridiplantae; Streptophyta; Magnoliopsida; Ericales; Ebenaceae
Exons: 1
Coding region: 1-765 (254 amino acids)
Source: RefSeq, a predicted model, not a curated record